AUGUCGACAGCAUCCAAGGUGACCUUGGCAAGCACCAUUGCCGGCACGAUUGGCAUCGUUUAUUUCGUACACUGGGCCCAGACGGCCGAGAAAGCGGCUAUGCAUGCCGGAGUUAUUCGUGAUAUGGAGCAGCAGAGGAUCAAGAAGGAGCGGCAGGCGGACUUCGAAAUGCAGAGACAGCUCGAGGAGGAGUACAAGAAGACCCAGCAAGUUCACGACAGUACUGGAUGA
Messenger RNA from Cyphellophora attinorum, 231 nucleotides. RefSeq lists its product as uncharacterized. Gene Ontology annotation, cellular component: mitochondrion. NCBI's taxonomy places the organism in Eukaryota, Fungi, Ascomycota, Eurotiomycetes, Chaetothyriales, Cyphellophoraceae. Gene Ontology annotation, biological process: mitochondrial respiratory chain complex IV assembly. The transcript has 2 exons. Bases 1 to 231 code for a protein of 76 amino acids. The record is from RefSeq and is a predicted model, not a curated record.